Molecule: messenger RNA, 4242 nt
Organism: Monoraphidium neglectum
Lineage: Eukaryota; Viridiplantae; Chlorophyta; Chlorophyceae; Sphaeropleales; Selenastraceae
Exons: 6
Coding region: 1-4242 (1413 amino acids)
Source: RefSeq, a predicted model, not a curated record
AUGGGUCAGAAAUCCAAGGGCGGCAAGGGCUCGAGCCCUGGUGCUCAGGCAGCGGGCGCCGCCAAGCCGAUGGCUGCGGGGCCAGCCAUGCUGGCAGAGCUGCAGCGGCAGGCCAAGGCAGCUGAAUGCGAGCGGGCCCUGCAGAAGGCGCGAGAGGAUGAGAAGAAGCUGGACAAGAAACAGCAGCCCCCGCAGGCGCCCGCCGUCGGCCCCGCGCCACGCCGCGGCGGCUGCCGCAACCCAGGGACCACCUACCGAUGCUGGAUGAACAGCACCGUCCAGCUGGUGCUCAGCAGCGACUGCCUGGACGCGCUGGCGCUCGCCCCGCCCGCGCGGGGCGCGGGCCCUCCGUACGUGGCCGUGCUGCGCGCGCUGCAGCGCGUGCGCGCCGACAUCCUCAGCGGCGCCAAGGCCGACACGGGGCUGCUAAGCGGCGCGCUCUACGCGCUGCACGCGCUGCACCCAGGCAUGGGCCUUGACGCCUUCGAGCCAGGCAUGCAGGGUGACCCGAACUUUGCGUUCGGCGCGCUCAUCAACGCCCUGCGCAUGGCGAUCGGCGUGGCGCCCGUCGCGGCCGCGCUGCGCGCCACCGCGCGCGGCCUGGCCGGCUGCGACGCGCGGGGGUGCCGCGGGCGGGUGGUGGUGCGGGGAUCGGUGGACUUCGGGGUGCGGGUGGAUGUGACGACGGCGCCUGACCUCAUCACCGCGCUCAAGAAGGGCGUGUCGGCGAAGUACGCCUGCCGCUGCGAGCGCGCCAGCCCGUGCGCGUGCGUGGAGUGCGCGGCGAACGGCGCGGCGGCGGCGGCGGCUCAAGGCACAUGCGGCCACAGCGGGGUGGAUGUGCUCCCCGUCGAGAGCCUGCCGCCCCUUCUGUGGCUCCGCCUGGAGGGCGGCGCGCAGCAGCCGCACCCCAACUUCAUCUCCCCCGCCGACCAUCAACGCCUGGUCAGCGACAACUACCUGAAGUUUGAGGUGGACCUGGCCGCGGUCGUCGCCGGCGCGCCGCCGUGCGCAUCCAAGGUGUACCGCCUCCGCAGCGUCGCCUUUGCUUGCGGCGCCCACUUCAAGGCCGCCGUCGCGCGCGGGCCGCUGCGCAGCGUCGACCCGCGCGGCAGGGGCGCCGCCUGGGAGGUGGCAGACGACGAGCAUGUGGGGCCCAUCGGGGACGGCUCGCACGCCGCGAUGGUGCGCUGGGCUCAGGGCGCCAGCAGCGGGGACGUGCGGAUGCGCCCGGUGGCGAUGGUCUACGAGGCGCCAGACGGGCGCCCGUUCCCUGCGCCCGCCAUGGCGCCCGCGGCGGCGCCCACGGCGCCAGCGCCCGCAGUGGCAUCCGCGGUGGCGCUUGCGGCCGCGCCCGCCACGGCCCUUGCGGCGCCGGUGCGCGCCGGGGCGGUGGUUGUCGGCACCGGCAGCACGCGCCCGCGGGCAGCUGCGCCGCCCGUCCUGGCGGCGGUGAUGGCGGCAGCGGCGGCGCGGCCCCAGAUGACGCCGGCUGCGGCGGAUGAGGAUGCAGAGUUUGCGGCGGCCCUGCAGCUGUCACUGAAGGAGGCGGCGGCGGCGGCGGCGCUCAGGGACGCCCGGGAGGCGGAAGCCGCACAGGAGGCAAUAAUCUACGCAGCCACCGCCGAGCGCGCGGCCGCAGCGGAGCAGGCCGCGCGCCGUGCCAACGAGGACGCCGCCGCAUGCCAGCGCCAGGCUGCGGCGCUCGCCUUCACAAUAGAGCAGGAGCGGGAGCAGGCCGCCGCCCGCGAGGGCGCGCUGACCGCAGAGCGCGACGCCGCACGGGCCGAGGUGGCUGAGGAGCAGCGGCAGCGCAAGGCCCUGGCCCGCAAGGCUGCCGACGAGGCGAGGGCGCUGCAGGCGGCACAGGCCAACCUGCGGCAAUGUGAGGAUGAGAAGCGCGCAGCGCAGCAGCAGGCGCAGGCGACGGCCUCGGAGACCGCCCAGCUGCGCGGCCGCGUCGCCGACGCCGAAGCUCACGGCGCGACCAUCGCAGCCGAAGGCAAGCACGCGGCGAAGGACGCCGCGCGGAAGCUGGCAGCCGCGCACCGCGAGAGCAAGGAGGCGGAGCGUCGCGCAGUGGCAGCAGAGGAGUGCGCUGCCGGCGUCAAGACACAGCUGGCAGAGGCGCAGCGCGAGGCACAGGCGCAGAGCAUGGCGAUUGCGGAUACGCGGCGUGAGGCGGAGGAGAAGGGCGCGGCGCUGGCGGAUGCAAGGCGCGAAGCGGAGGCGAACAGCGUGGCGCUGGCGGCGGCGCAGCAAGCGGCAGAGCUGAAGGGCGCGGCGCUGGCAGAGGCGCAGCGCGAGUCCGAGGCACGGGGCGCGGCGCUGGUGGCGGCGCGGGAAGAGGCAGAGGUGAAAGGCGCGGCGCUGGCAGAGGCGCGGCGCGAAGCGGAGGCACAGGGCGUGGCGCUGGCGCAUGUGCGGCGCGAGGCGGAGGUCGUGCACGAGCAGCUGGUUGCGGGCCAGGAGGAGGCCGCCAUGCAGAUGCGGCGGUUUGAGGAGGACAUGCGGGCACAGCGCGCGGCGAUGGCGGAGGUGCGGAGGGAGGCUGAGGGGCACAGCGCGGCGCUGGCAGACGCACGGCGCGACGCCGAGGCUGUGCGGGAGCAGCUGGCCGCCAGCCAGCGGGAGGCCGGCGUGCACAUGCGGCGGUUUGAAGAGGAGAGGCAGGCGCAGAGCGCGGCGAUGGCGGACGCUCAGCGCGAGAUGAGCUCGCUGGGCGCGCGCCUGGCGGCCGCUGAGUCCGAGGCGGCGACGCAGACCGCUGCAGCCGAGGCGGCGGGGCUGCUGGCGGCGGCGGCCGGCGCCAGCCUGGCAGCGGCUGAGGGGCGGCUGACGGGCUGUCAGGCGGCGCUCGAGGCGGCGGAGAGGGCGGCGGGCGCUGCUCAGGCGGAGGCGGCCGCGGCCGAGGCGCGGGCGGCGGGGGGUGAGGCCAUGCGGCGCGAGAGGGAUUCGCUGCGCAAGCAGCUGGCAGAGGCUGAGGCUGAGGCGGCGGCGCACAACGCCGCGGCCGAGCACAGCCUGUCAGCGCUGCAGGCGAGGCUGGCCGCUAUCCAGGGGCAGCUGGCCGGCUGCGAGGCGGACCGCGAGGCGGCGCGGGAGGAGGCCCGCGCGGCGCGGGCAGACGUGGCCGCGGCCCAGGCGCGCGCGGACGCGGGCGAGGCGGCGGCGCGGCGCGAGCGCGCGGCGCACGAAGCCACCCAGAGCAAGGUGGCGGGGAUCGUGGCGAAGUUCAGCGCCGCCCUGGGCGCCCUCACAGCCCACACCGAGGGCGUCUGCGCCGCCGUGGCCGGCGCCAAGCGGGGCCAGGGCUCUCGCAGCGCCGCCCAGAAGGCGGCGCUCGGCGCGGCGCGGCUGGCGGCGGCGGCGGCCGAGGCGCGGGCGGACGCGCAGGCCGCUGCGGCAGAGGAGUGGAGGCGCAAGGCUUCGACGUUCCAGGACAGCCUUGAGGCGGCCGAGGCGCGCACAGCCGUUAUGGACAGGGCCUACGAGACUCUCAAGGACCAGUGCGCAGCGGCGGCGGCAGGGGCAGCGGCGGCCGAGGCGCGGGCCGCCGCCAGCUCAGCGGAGGUGCAGCGCCAGCGCGCCGAGCGCGACGCUGCGGAGGCCAAGGCGGCGGAGGCCAAGCAGUCGGCGUUUGCGGCCGUUGCCACUAUGGCCGUCAUGGGCAGGCGCUUCCGCGCUGCCACUAACAGUGUCGUGGGGGACAGGCGCGCGCGCAACGCCAGCCACCGGGCGGCGCUCGCGGCGGCGCGCCAGGAGGCGGAUCUCGCCAGGGCAGAGGCGAGCGCCGCCAAGGCAGAGGCGGCUGCUGCCAGGUCAGCGGCGGCGGCGGCGAGCGCGCUGCCGUCGUCCUGGCUGGAGGGGCGCCGGCUGGAGCGCGCCUGCAGUGCGGGCAGCCGCCGGCUGGCCCGCAGCAGCACCAGCAGCAGCGGCAGCAGCGGUGGCGGCGUGCCGGGGACACCUGCUGCCCUGAACGGCGGCGCGUCGCGCCGUUCCAGCAUUUACGAGUGCCGCAGCGGCGGCGGCAGCAGCAUCUGCAGCGGCCCGGGAGGCAGCCUUGGGGCCGGCCCCGCGCCAGCGCUCAGCGCUUUGAGCGGAGGCGACAAGGCCCCGCAGCGCGCGCCGCAGCAGGCGGCCGCGGGGCCGCACUGGCCGGCCCAGGCCAAAGGCUGCAAAGUGGGCGGCGCGUGCGGAAGGAUCGGCUCGGCCAUCCGCCGCUGCUUCGGCGGCCAAUGA